Molecule: messenger RNA, 860 nt
Organism: Mucor mucedo
Lineage: Eukaryota; Fungi; Mucoromycota; Mucoromycetes; Mucorales; Mucoraceae
Exons: 5
Coding region: 47-685 (212 amino acids)
Source: RefSeq, a predicted model, not a curated record
CUUUUCCCCCUGUUUUUUUGACUCUUCAUUCCAUUACCCGUAAGCCAUGGUUUUAUAUUACACUAGUAACAUUGUCGACCCUCCUGUUACCAUUUACAUGGGAAAGGAUAAGUUUGAAAAUGACGAUUUGAUUACUUAUGGUUUUCCCGAGGAUAUUUGGUUCCAUGUAGAUAAACUCUCAAGUGCUCACGUUUAUGUCCGUUUACAACCUGGACAAACAUGGCUCGAUAUUCCUGCAGAGGUUGUUGAUGAUUGUGCACAAUUGGUCAAAGCCAAUAGUAUCGAAGGUAAUAAGAAGAACGGAAUUACUGUUAUUUACACUCCAUGGGAUAAUCUUAAGAAGACACCCGGCAUGGAGACUGGUCAAGUCACCUUUCACAAUAAUAAAAAAGUGAAACGUGUGUUUGUUGAAAAGCGUAUCAAUGAGGUUGUGAAUCGUUUGAACAAGACUAAAGUAGAGCGUCAACCUGAUCUUAUGCUUGAAAAAAUUCAAAGAGAAAAAAUCGAUAGGAAGACUGCCCGUUUGAGUGAAUUUGCAGAGAAAGAGGAAAUUCGUCGUUUAGCCGAGGAAAAGAGAAGAGCUGAAAAGGAGAUUAAUGAUUUGUUUGAUACAAAUCAAAUGAAAAGUAACUGGAGAGAGACUGAAGUAGACGACAUUGAUGCUGCUGAAGAAGAUUUCAUGUAGACUUGAUAGAUAAAUCACGUAUGUUGUGCUAGUAAUAAAUAUACUUUUUUUAAACAUUAUUGUGCGGGUACUUGCACGGCUACUACCACGAGAAGGUUCGUUCACGCUGGUUCCACCAUCAGGGCCCAAAAACUGAUGUUGACAAUACACACUGAUAAGCGCAUGCAUGAACACG